UUUAUCUCCAAAACCUAAAAUAUGUGUUAAACAAAGCAUAGAAAAAUCUUCAAAAAGAAUUUUCCCAGAAAAGAAAAAUGCUGAGUUUUGCGGGCAACGGUUUUUCAACGGAGAGAAAGCUGUUCAACAAUGGGUUUCAUCAGCUCUAUAACUGCAAUUUCUUAUCAAGUUACACUCUAACACCAUUUGUUCAAGCAAGUCCAGUAUGCAGAUCCGAGAAUUUUAGUACCGUUCAUGUGAAACAGCUUAAAAUUGGGAGUCAGCAUUGCAAUGCGGUGAAGGUUUGUGCAACCCGGAGGAGAAGGGCAGCAUAUUCAAGGACUGAAACCUAUGUUCUAUUAGAACCCGGAGAAGAUGAGAAGUUUGUCAGCGAAGAAGAGUUGAAAGCCAAGUUAAAGGGGUGGCUCGAAAAUUGGCCUGGUAAGAACCUUCCACUGGACCUUGCAAGAUUCGAGGCCAUUGAUGAUGCUGUUUCUUAUUUGGUAAGGUCUGUUUGUGAACUGGAAAUAGAUGGAGAUGUUGGUUCGAUUCAAUGGUAUGAAGUUCGACUAGAGUGAGAAGAGCAAUCAUAAGUCUUGACAGUCUAGCAAUUAUGUAAAUGACUACUAUUAUUCUUGUUAAUAGAAAGCUACACAUAUUUUCAGUUAUAAA
This is a messenger RNA of Gossypium arboreum, 651 nucleotides long. RefSeq names its product protein CHLORORESPIRATORY REDUCTION 7, chloroplastic. Bases 78 to 557 code for a protein of 159 amino acids. The record is from RefSeq and is a predicted model, not a curated record. NCBI's taxonomy places the organism in Eukaryota, Viridiplantae, Streptophyta, Magnoliopsida, Malvales, Malvaceae. The transcript is spliced from 3 exons. Gene Ontology annotation, cellular component: chloroplast stroma.